Synchiropus splendidus (mandarinfish) is the source of this 1920-nucleotide messenger RNA. Its product is annotated as gastrula zinc finger protein XlCGF57.1-like. Bases 98 to 1375 code for a protein of 425 amino acids. The record is from RefSeq and is a predicted model, not a curated record. The transcript is spliced from 2 exons. NCBI's taxonomy places the organism in Eukaryota, Metazoa, Chordata, Actinopteri, Syngnathiformes, Callionymidae. Gene Ontology annotation, biological process: regulation of transcription by RNA polymerase II. Gene Ontology annotation, molecular function: RNA polymerase II cis-regulatory region sequence-specific DNA binding; DNA-binding transcription factor activity, RNA polymerase II-specific. Gene Ontology annotation, cellular component: nucleus.
UCAUGCAGUGGUUCCGCUGUGGUGGCUUGUACGCGAGAAAGGUCAGGAGCGCUCCACCGACACAAAGAGUCCAGGCGACGGGAGAAGCGCGGGAGAUAUGUUCGAGAGCUCUGCGAGACCAACUGACGUCCCACAGAUGCCGGGAGGUGAACGAGAGGGCACAGGACCAGAACCUCCUCCUGUCAAAGAGGAAGAGCAGGAGGUUGACGUCACUCAGCUUCCUUUGAACAUCAUCACUGUGAAGAGUGAGGAUGAGGACGGCGAUGAAGAUGGCAGCUCACAGCAGCAGCAGGACCACUGUGGACAGGAACCAGGCUGUAAUCAUGCUCCACUUCCAAGGUCGCAUUCCUCCACCUCCGACACUGAGGACAGCGAUGACUGGAACAAGGCGACCCGCUCCAGCUCAGAGUCCACAGUCCUGGGUGAGAGGACGCAGAAGAGCUUCAGCUGCUCUGUCUGUGGGAAAAGAUUCUCGCACCAGAGAACCCUGGAUGACCACCGUAACCUCCACACAGGACAGAAGCUUUUCCACUGUGACAUUUGUGGCAAAGUCCUGACGAGACAGACCCGACUGCAGAUCCACAUGAGGACGCAUACCGGAGAGAAACCGUACGUGUGCUCUGUGUGCGGGAAAGGCUUCUCUGUGAUGGGAAACCUGAAGAUUCACACAAGAACGCACACCGGAGAGAAACCUUUUGAGUGUCAUGUCUGCGGGAAACGCUUCACUCAUUCCAGAGAUCUGAACGGCCACAUGAGGAACCAUACUGGAGAGAAACCCUUUUGCUGCUCAGAGUGCGGCAAGUCUUUCACGGUCAAGGGUGCUCUGACAAAACACAUGAUCACCCACAAAGGGGACAAACCGUUCCAGUGCUCAGUUUGUGGGAAGAGAUUCUCCGUAAGCGGGAAUCUGAAAGUUCAUGUGAAAACCCACACCGGAGAGAAGGAGCUCGACUGUUCAGUCUGUGGAAAAACUCUGAAAGGGAAUCUGGAGAAACACAUGAGAACGCACACGGGAGAGAAACCAUUCUGCUGCUCCAUCUGUGGGAAGUUUCUGAAGGGUAAUCUGGUCGAACACAUGCGAACACACACGGGUGAGAAACCUUUCUGCUGCCUUGAGUGUGGAAAGUCAUUCACUGUGAGAGGAUCCCUGAAGCUACACAUGAGGAUUCACACAGGAGAGAAACCCUUUAGCUGCUCCCAAUGUGGAAAGCGCUUCAUUCACAAAGGCGACUUAAAGAUGCACCAGCGAACACACACUGGAGAGAAACCGUUUGGUUGCACAGUCUGUGGAAACUUCUUCACUACAAAGGGAAGUCUUAAGAAACACUUGAAGCAACACAUGGACAAACAGUCAACGUCUUUAACCAACGUUUGAACUGGACAUCAUCACUUACUGGACCCACUUGUGGCUUCACUGGCAUUUGGAGAGUAGUUGUGUGAGCAGUUCAGCACAGAAAACUGAAGACAACGAACGCCCUGUUAAAAGCAGAAAGGCUUGUUAACUUCAGCGGUUAAUUUAUGGUGAAACUGAGCUGCUUCCAUCAGUGGAGGUUGUCAGCUCUAUACUUUUCCGGACUGUUCCAGCAGGAGUUGAUGUCGUCAGGUGAAUGUUGGCGUGGCCCACUGGCUUGUUCCAGAAUGACAAUAAAAAUAACGUUGAGGAGUUGUGUGUCCGGCUUCACUUUAGUGUGCGUGCGUGCGUGCGUGCGUGCAGCCUGUUGAGCCAGGGUCAAGGACCAGAUCUCGUCUGGAGUUCGUGGCUGAUCCAGCUUUGAGAGAGUGGAGUGGAGAAGAGGGAGGCGGAAUGAGGGCCGGACAUUUAGAAAAGCAGCAGCUGCUGCUGUGUCAAAAUGAGACGUUCUUCCAUUCAUCCACAGCCUGGGACCAGAGGCUCCUCUGGUGACGUUGGUGAGGUCUCGG